GCGGCAUCAUGGCGGCUGUCAUCUGACUCGAAAGUUUUGACGUGACAAACUUUUUCAACUGAUAUGUCUUUCACAUUUCUGACAGCCGGUUCCAGAGCACUCCAUCUGCAGCCUUUCGACCCAGCACCGGACGGCAGAUAAAACAACACGAACAACGACCUUCAGGAUGUAAAAGUUUACGACUGUUAACCGGCGCAGAGACGCAGCGCUGAUAGCUAACGGUUGCUAAGCUAACUACUUUCAACAAGUUAGCCCGCUGCUGAACUCACUGUGGACUUCAAAUGUCGUAACGGACAACAGACCGAAUAUAACUCGUCAAAGUGCCUGUUUCUGGGUUUGUGCAGUCAGUCUUCCAAAUCAAAAUGUGUCGCUUUCUACGCUACUGUGUCAGCCACUGCCUUCACGCAGCCAUGACACGGCUGGAGGAGGUCAACGGGGAUGUGAGCAUGUGGUCGUCUGUCCGGUGGCUGGGCUACCUGUCCAGUCUGAACCUGCUCAUCGCCCUCUGUCUGGGUCUGUAUGCCCGGUGGGAGAGGACCGCAGAAUCCACUCUUCUGGUCAUUUUUGUUCUGGCCCUGUUUGUCCUCGGAAUAGCCAGCAUAUUGUACUACUACUUCAGCAUGGAGAGGAUGAGCCUCAGCCUCCUGCACCUGUGGUUCGGCUUUCUGCUGGGUCUACUCUGUUUUCUCAACAAUCCUGCCCUGGAGAGCGACGUCAAGGAGCAGGCGGCCAACUACCUGCUGCUGGCCAGUGUGGCUCUGAGGACGCUGUGGGCGCUGCUGGAACGGCUGUUCGGAUGUACCCGGUACCGUCCCGCCUUCCUCACCUCGGCGGAACGGCUGGAGCUGGCGGGCUUCGCCACCGCCAGCACGGCGCUGCUCAUCCAGAAGUCCCUGAGCGUGAUGGUGCUGGUGGUGUCGCUGGGUACGGUGAUGGUGGCCCUCAGGAUGAAGGCCCUGCUGGCUCUCCCCAACCUGGUCUGCUUCGCUGUCAUCACCGCCGUGCUGUUCUUUAAGUCCCUGAACAUCACCACCAACCCGUUCGCCCUCGCCUGCUUCUUCAGCCAGCUCAUCUGCGACCCCCUGCUGGACGUCUACUUCAGCGGACUCUCCGUGACCGAGCGCUGGCAGCCUUUCCUGGUGUGGAGGGGCAUCUGGCGCCGCCUGUCCCUCCUGCCUCUGCUGGUGGUCGAGGUGAUCUUCAUCGUCCUGGCUGCUCGGAAGCUCACAGACCUGGACCAGUGGUACGUGAUGAUCCCAGGCUUUGUGGUGUGUGGGCUCUUCUGGGCCAUCUGCCACAUGGUGUUUGUCAUUACUGUGUGGGGCUUCCACACCAAACUCAGCGACUGCCAGAGGUUGUGCUUGUCCCAGGGGUCAGAGGACAACAGCCUGGACAAGGUGAUGGCCUCAAAGGGAAUGAGACAUUUCUGUCUCAUCUCUGAACGCCUGGUGCUCUUCACGCUGGUGUCAACUGUUGCUGUGGCAGCUUUUUGUUGGCAGGCCUCCAGCAGUAUUUUUGUGAGCAUGUUCCUGCUCAUUCUGCCUCUGGAGUCUCUUUUCCAAGGACUCUUCCAUGAGCUCGGGAGCAGCCUGGGAGGAACCUGUGUGGGCUAUGCAGUGGUCAUCCCCACCAACUACUGCAGUCCUGAUGGUCAGCCUAUGCUGCUGCCUCCAGGCCAGGUGCAUGAGCUGAACAGGCGCUCUACAGGUAUGUUGAGCAACGUGCAACGUUUCUUCGCCCACCACCUGAUUGAGACUUUUGGAUGCGACUACUCCACCAGCGGGGUGACUCUAGAGGCUCUGCAGGCCAAGAUGAAAUCCUUCUUGGAGCUCCGCACAGCAGACGGUCCUCGCCACGACACCUACGUGAUCUUCUACAGCGGCCACACACACCGGACAGGAGAGUGGGCGCUAGCAGGAGGAGACACUCUUCGUCUGGAUCAGAUCUUGGACUGGUGGAGGGAGAAAAAUGGCAGCUUCUGUUCGCGCCUCAUCGUGGUGCUCGACUGUGACAACUCGUUGCCGUGGGUGAAGGAGAUCAGGAAGGUGGAGGGCCUGUAUGUGGCAGUGCAGGGAGCAACGCUGGCCAGAGUGACGGAUGUUGAGCUGCAGGACCCUCCACAGCUCGGAGACUUCACCUGUCAGUGGGUGGAGUAUAACUGUAACUCAAACAGCGACAUCCAAUGGUCAGAGAGGGGCAGGGCGGUUUCUGCCAACUAUGGCAUCUCCAAACACUGGAGCGACUACACGCUGCAUCUGCCGACAGGAAGUGAUGUGACCAAUCACUGGAGCAUGUACUUUCCACGGAUGACCUACCCGGUGGUCCAGCUGGCGCUGUGGUGCGGCAGUCUGAACCUGCUGUGGAUCUGUGGCGUCUGUCUGCGAUGUUUGAGGAGAGUCAAACUCAACUGGUUCCCACCAGCCAUACUGGACACUGGGCAAGGCUUUAAACUGGUCAGAUCAUAGAAAUAUAGGCAAAGGCUAUUUGUUUUUUUUGUUUGUUUUUUUGUAGAUUGUAUUUCACCAGAAUAUUUUCUUAAAGUGAGUAAGUUUUUUUGUUUGUUUUUUUUUUUACCCUGAAAACAGGCAGCUAUUGGAUCAUCAACUCCUUGUUAACCAGCAUCCUGUUAAGUUACUUAAAAAAUAAUCAGUUACUAAUGGAGCCAUUUAGAAAUUUUGUCUUUAAAGCACCAUUUUUUAUAUUCUUUGAAAGUAGUUAUGUUGAUGUGUUCUAUUUGACUUGGAGAUCUUAUUGUCUAACAUCCCUGACAGACACAUACAUGCCAACUUGUGGGAUCAGACUGAGCACACUGACACUAUUUUGCACAUUAGAUCUGAUUCCACCUUGAAUUUACAUACAUUCACACGGUGCCUUUUAACCUUAAAAUCACGAAACAUCAAGCUAGCUUGAUUGAUCUUUCGAAGCUUAAACCAAAGUGGCCGAGGUACAUUUUUAGACCAAGAUCUCAGACAUAAACUCUAUUUUAAACAGUCGGUUUGUAGAGCACCAGCUUUUAUAUUCUUGUUUUGAUGAAAUGAUUCCUCUUACAUGCUUCGGCACUCCUUUAUGUAUUUUACACUCGUAGAUUCUUUCUGCUCCAAUGCACUGCUUUGUGUCUGUUGUAACAAUGCUUUCUAAUGCUUCAGGGGUGAACUUUGAAUCCACUCCAGCUGCUUCAGGGAAAAAAGAGAGUUUUAACUGUACUGAUGAAUGCACUACAAGCAGAUGUGUAUGAGGACUGCAGUAUUUAUCUCAUGAAUGAGUGAACCGCAGGAAUUAAAUGCAUCUCACAAUGAGAUUAAUUUUCCUCCUGGGGUUUAUUACCAUUUACUGCUCUAUGCAAGUUUAUUCUCAUCAGUUUACUGUGUUUGCAAAGGGAUAUGUGGUAAGAAAACUAAGUGGAAGGUGGAUGGAACUAUGCAAUAAACGAGAAGUGGAACUUGA
This is a messenger RNA of Amphiprion ocellaris (clown anemonefish), 3444 nucleotides long. It is a transcript of the gene tmem168b, whose product is annotated as transmembrane protein 168b. The transcript is spliced from 4 exons. The record is from RefSeq and is a predicted model, not a curated record. NCBI's taxonomy places the organism in Eukaryota, Metazoa, Chordata, Actinopteri, Pomacentridae. The coding region runs from base 363 to 2465 and encodes 700 amino acids.